ACAGAGUAAGAUGGAAGCGACCACUAAGAGCAUGUUGAAGCCUCAAUAACAUACAUGUUUAGGUGUUAUAUCGCAACAGAAGGCCCUAACUUAUGCUUCCUUGUCGUAAUAAAGAACGAUUUAACGUUAAGCGGGACAAGUUCGUAGCGGGACGUUUAAACUGAAAACAUGUCUGUUCUGGGAGGUUUACUGAAGGCUGGAGCGUCCUUCUGUCAGUCUGCUGGGACUCUGCUCCACACAGCCAGGACCAUUUCUACUGGAACAUGCUGUCAGAUCAGGAUGCACUCCAUCCCUCCGCUGAAGGUGGUGGACAGGUGGACAGAGAAGAGGAGCAUGUAUGGAGUUUAUGAUAACAUAGGCAUCUUAGGAGACUUUAAAGCUCAUCCCAAAGACAUCAUCAGAGCUCCCUGCUGGUUGAAGGGUUUCAGAGGCAACGAAAUGCAGCGUCUAACUAGAAAGAAGAAGAUGGUGGGAGACAGAAUGAUGACCCUGGAAAAGCACAACUUGGAUAAGAGGAUCAAAUUCCUCUACAGACGCUACAACCGCACUGGCAAACACCGCUAACAUGGAACAAACCAAGCUGGGAAAUCCAUCUGACCAGACAAUAAGGACUUUCAGGAGUCUAGCUGUGUGAUUUCAUACUAUCAAAGUCCUGUAUGUUGUCAUUUUUUUCCUAAGUCAUCAUGUUUAUAUAAACAGAAAAUGUGUGCAUUUCAGAACGGCAUUCUUCCUGUACUUCUGUUUAGUCAUUGUUUUUUGAUUGACUGAUUUUCUUGAUAAAUAUAAAAUACAUCAUAUAAACCAUAGAAGUGGACUGGAA
This is a messenger RNA of Centropristis striata (black sea bass), 820 nucleotides long. RefSeq names its product mitochondrial ribosomal protein L51 (gene mrpl51). Bases 169 to 564 code for a protein of 131 amino acids. Gene Ontology annotation, molecular function: structural constituent of ribosome. Gene Ontology annotation, biological process: translation. The transcript is spliced from 4 exons. Lineage: Eukaryota; Metazoa; Chordata; Actinopteri; Perciformes; Serranidae. The record is from RefSeq and is a predicted model, not a curated record. Gene Ontology annotation, cellular component: mitochondrial large ribosomal subunit.